UUCGCCGGGUAUGGGAGGGGGGGGGUCUUUAACGUGUCUAUUUGUCAAUGAGAGGUACAUCUUGCAGAUACAAAAUCAUAAGCAUGGGAAAUGUGUGUCUUAGGGCACAGAAAUAUUUUGAAUUUUCCACAGAUUUACGGUGUAAUAAAUAUGAAUAAGGCUUCGUUGGCACUGGGUUACUAUUUUGGUGUUAAACAUUUUCCCAGCAUUUCAUCAGUUAAAGCAGCAUCUGAUCACACAGUAUUAUAUAGUCACCUCUUACAGUAUGUAUCUAAAUAUCGGGCACAUAACAUUUCUGUAUUAAUAUCAAGCCCAGUUUGAACUGUGCUAGACCUGGGUGCGGGCGAAAAAAGCCGUGACGACAACAGCAUUAAUAUCCUUGUUAUCAUUUAUCUUAUGAAUAAAACGUGGACUUGGAUUUCAUUUCAUAUACACAAAUCAUUCGGUUGGACAUUACUCACCUCUGUGUACGUGCGAUUUAAGUAAGGAAAUAUGAGAAAGAUGACCGCAGAAAUGAUCAUUUCUUUUACUUUGUGGCUAAUAUAUUAAAGGGACAAUCUAAGAAUAUGAUAAGAUCAUCAUUUGACAAAAAUUCAUAUAAAUGUCAUACAUUUCCACUGCGGUAUUGUGGACUGCUGUAAUGAACCUGAUAUAUUAGCUGCUCACGACUUCUUCCAGGUUAAUUUGAAGUAAGGAUCAUGCGUUUGAAUCUAUAUUACCAAAAAUGAAAAUAAACAUUUAAUAUAUUUGUCACUGCACGUGCAGCACUGAUUCAACACCAGAAGACAAUAUUCGCACGUCACGAUGAACGGAAAUCCUACUGCGCUGUCAUAUACAGACCCUAAAGGUCUUCAGCAUACCGUUACCUAUCUGGCACCCUGCGUUCGUCACGAUGAACGGAAAUCCUACUGCUUAUACAGAAUCUAAAGGUCUUUGGUAUACCGUUGUCUAUCUGGCACCCUGCGUUUGUCUUUAACAAGAUGUAAUCGGACGAAGCGUGUAAUUGAUGAAUUACAGCAUUCAGAUUGAUUUGAUAUUAGAUUGCUAAAUUACUGUCAUUAUAAUAAAGAUGUAGCUUUAACUUUAAAUCUUAUGAGUUAGGUGAAAUGUCUUAAACAGCUUAAUCAUUGCAAAAGGAUGAUUGCUCUCCCAGGCUGACUUCCUAUAUCAUAAAGUGAGUUGGACCCCAGCCUGUCAUCAUCUCUGAUAAAAUGAUACCCGAAGCAAACUAAAGGAGGCUUUUAUGCCGUAUAAAGACUAUCAUUAAGGUAUGCUUUAUUGAAGGGUAAAACAUAGGCUUUGAAUAGAUCAGGAAACUAAGACUUCGUUUCGCACGUUCCUUCAACUUAAUACUUGUAUUUACACUCUGUCUACAGUAUUAGAAAGUAGGGCACAUUAAAAACCAACGCGUUGCUCUGCUCUGAAUAUUAAUUGGCAAUGGGACAUAAACAAAGGAUGUGUGAUUAAGUCAUAAUCUUCACCCGAGAUGACCACGUGUUCGGGAACCAGGCUGCGGCCGCACCCGGCGGAUUGCAAUAAGUUUCUACAGUGCAGGAAUGGCAUCUCGGUAGAGAGUUCCUGCGCGAGCGGCCUCGUCUUCAACCCUAAAACUCAGGCCUGUGACUGGGGCUAUAAUUAUGAGUGUAAAUCGACGGCCGAGGCAUCACCUCAACCACAGACGACAGUUAACUACAGGGCGACAACCAAGUCAUGGAAGUCCAGCACGGUGCCAGUGGAAAUAACAUCGGAAAUUGCGACUCCGGCGCCAAUGAACACUGCAUCCGUUGCUAUCACCAUAACACCGAGUCGUACUAUUCUUCUUCUCGGGCUGCCGAGAACCUCGCCCCACAACACAGCGCCAUCUAGGGUGACGUCUGACGCUACCGCCAUAUCUACAUCUGGCACACCGUUCAAGUCCAUUGCACACAGCACAGAAGAAGCGGAUAUUUUUAAAGCACACGGCAUGAGCUCGGGUGAGGGGGUAAACGGCGGCGUAUUCGGGUUUGUGGUCUCAAUCUGCCUUAUCGUAGGGUUGCUGUUAUUCCUGAAGAGGGAUUAUUUAAAAAGAAGAUUCUUCAACAAAUGUUUUAAAGACAGGGAGAAGCAAGCUAUCCGCAUAGAGCCACAGAAGAAGCGUCUCUCACCUGAAGAUAUACACCUUCAUAUUUACGCCGAGCUGCCGGAUCCCAGUGAGAGGAAUGAUAUGAAUAACUACACUUACAACCCCAUCCCAGAGAGAACGUCGAUAUCAUAUAUUGGAGAAAUUAGAGGGAACCACACGACAACAGGUGCGGCAGAAGACACGUAUCUCGAGCCCUCAGUGCAUGGAAGUCUACGCGCAGAUUCAUCGUUAAAAUCGAACUUACAAAACAACUCUCUGUAUUUAACAGAAAGUGGCGAUUUAGGCAGAAACAUGUACGCUGAAGACGUAAACAAUGGGUUGAAUCAAGAAAUGUACCACGAAGACGAGGAUAUAUAUUCUUAUGUAAAAGAAGACAGAUCCUCGAAUAACGACAACAGGGAGGCAAAUACAACGGAGGAAUAUUCACUUUGGUCAAAACACAAUAAUCAGGAUGCGAGCGAAAAGUCAAACACAGGCGACCCUGGUUACGAUGCGAUAGAGGAGAAUAUUUACGAUUGCGUCUGCGAAGUGGACAGGCGGAAUGAUGCCACGGAGAACUCGUCUGUUCACGGCGCUUCAUAUUUACCACAACAAAACGCUGACUGCCAGACCGAUGCGUCGGUGUCAGUGACAGACCUUUCAGUUUUGAGCGACUCUCAGCCGGAACUAGAUGCUUCUGUCGACUCCAGUGAUUUUAGUGAUUUCACAGAUGAUGAUGAUGAGGGUUUUGAACCGCCAUAUGAAGAUGGCUUCAGUGUUAAAUUAGAAGAGGGCAGUAAGAGGACUACUUAACGGAUCGAUUUUUAUGAAGCAAUAACAAAUUAUUUAUUUAUUCAUUUGUAUUUGAGGAUAUUGCCUCAGAAUUCAAAAGCGUCACUUUCCCUUAAAGACGGCGUUUUGCUACAAACAGGUCGUAUAUACAUUGUAUCUGCAAGUGUAAGCCGACCUAUUGGCAAAUUCUGUGUUAUUUAGAAAUCAUUCGUACACAGGAGUAUAUGUAAGGGUAUCCCUGCUCCACGCCAGACGGCGCUUUUCAAGCUUUAAUUGAAAAUAUUGACAUAAUGAGUGCAAACAUUACGGUUAUCAGAUUUGUGGUUCCAGUUGUCGAUCAGUUUAUGUCAUUAUGUCGUUACCAAUGACAUGUGACUUUUUAUUAUUCAGAUAAGCUGAAAAAAGUUGCAUUUUUGACAACCUGUCAAUUAUUUGGAAUUAUCUGAGCUCCUCUAAGGUGGAAAGACGAUCUAAAUUGAACUGAAUGACUGAAAUCAGGGACUUCUUUAAAUAAUAUUACUAAUGGAUAACAAGUGUCAAACUGUUAAUUUUACUUUGUCUAAAAAUGCAAUUUGCUUCUUACUUUUACAGAUAAGGCAUCUCGCUUUCCGCUGGUCGGAAAUAUUAAUAAUGUUUUAUUUAUUACGACCCAUUUAUCACAAUUCUAACCGCACAAAUGAGGCCCUCAACGUGAUCUGCAUCAAACUAAAUCAAUAUUUCAAUCACGGUAAUUGUCAUCAUUUUAUCAGUUUAAAAUAUUAGCAACAGCAAUGACGCAAUUAAUAAAACCUAGCUGUCAACCCUAAUGGCGCUUAAUGUGUGCUUGGUUGAGCUGAUGACUCAUGUUUUUAA
This is a messenger RNA of Lingula anatina, 3745 nucleotides long. RefSeq lists its product as uncharacterized. Gene Ontology annotation, cellular component: extracellular region. Lineage: Eukaryota; Metazoa; Brachiopoda; Lingulata; Lingulida; Lingulidae. The record is from RefSeq and is a predicted model, not a curated record. Gene Ontology annotation, molecular function: chitin binding.